AUGUCUUCCCUCGCAGAUGCGGCAAUGCGAUCAGAUGCCACCCCCCAAGAACCACCGAGCGAUGCGAAUGGAGGCAGAAGACGGCACGCGCGCUCUUCGUCUCGUCCUCGAGGACCACCCUCAGUCAGCACUCCGGGCGUGCACAGCGAUAUCGAUGGCUUUCCUGACGAUGAGGUUGUUGGAAGAAAAGGGAGAAGAUCAGCACCAGGUGGAACACAAGAUGUGCCGCGAGUGGUCGACACCACCGCAGAAGCGCUCGGCCUCCAAUUCGAGCGCUUCUUGGACAAGUAUGUUGAUUCGGAUUGAGAGAAUGGAGCUACUGCUGACGGAAUGCAGCUUUACUGAAGACCCCAAUUCAUCAGCUGGACCGACUUCCAGCGCGGUAACGACGGAUAAGUAUUACAUUGCGCAGAUCCAUGGACUUUGCCAAUUCCAGCUUUCCACGCUCUACGUCGACUUUACACAUUUGAUGGACCACUCGGCAGUGUUGGCAAAUGCAAUUCAAGGGGACUUCUACAGAUUUCAACCCUACAUGCUCCGCGCACUGAACAGUCUGAUCGCCAAGUACGAGCCUCAAUACUACAGAGAGCACAGACAGCCUGGUUCAACGACUGCGAGAACAGAUACUUCGAUGGCAACGCAGAGCUUGAGCGAAGAAGAGAUUGGCCAGACACCGAAUCAGCAGACGCCGAAUCAGCAAACCGACAAGAUCUUUGCUCUUGCAUUCUACAACCUCCCACUCGUCUCGAGGGUGCGGCAACUGCGAACCGAGCACAUUGGACAUCUGGUGUCCAUAUCAGGAACUGUCACAAGAACGUCAGAAGUGAGGCCUGAGCUGCAUUUGGCUACCUUCAUAUGCGAGGCUUGCAAUAGCGUGGUACCCGAUGUCGAGCAGAUCUUCAAAUACUCGGAGCCAACUCAAUGUCCGAAUGCCACAUGCAUGAAUAGACAAGGAUGGCGAUUGGACAUCCGACAGAGCACCUUUAUCGACUGGCAGAAGGUUCGAAUCCAGGAGAACAGCUCUGAGAUUCCGACUGGGAGUAUGCCCCGAACCAUGGACGUCAUUCUGCGAGGAGAAAUGGUCGAUCGUGCAAAGGCAGGUGAGAAGUGCAUCUUUACGGGUGCUUUGAUUGUCGUCCCCGAUGUCAGCCAGUUUAGAGUACCAGGAUCCAGGGUGCAGGCUGUCCGGGAUUCUCAGGCUCCACGCGGCGGCGACGUGGGCGGUAACGGGGUCGGUGGACUGAAAGCGCUCGGUGUUCGAGAUCUCACCUACCGAAUGGCUUUCCUCGCCAACAUGGUUACUCCUGAUGCCUCCACCCAGGGCCAGAGCGCCAACCAGCACCUCAAGGGCCAGGCGCAGAACAUUUUGAGCUCCCUCAACCAGAAUGCGGAUAUUAGCGAGACUACUGGCGAACAGGCACAGCAAGACUAUCUCGAAACGUUGACUCCAGCCGAGAUCGAUGACUUGCGACAAAUGGUGCAGCGAGACAACAUUUUCAUGAGACUGGUCGACUCGCUUGCGCCAAUGGUCUACGGCCAUACCGUGGUCAAGAAAGGUCUGCUGCUACAGCUUAUGAGUGGUGUCAGCAAAGUCACGCCGGAAGGCAUGGCACUGCGUGGCGACAUCAACAUUUGCAUUGUCGGCGACCCCAGUACGAGCAAGUCUCAAUUUUUGAAAUACAUCUGUUCAUUUCUUCCUCGAGCGGUUUACACGUCGGGAAAGGCCUCUUCCGCUGCCGGUCUGACAGCUGCCGUGGUGAAAGAUGAGGAGACAGGAGAAUUCACAAUCGAAGCCGGUGCUCUCAUGUUGGCUGACAACGGCAUCUGCGCCAUCGACGAGUUCGACAAGAUGGACAUCGCAGAUCAGGUCGCCAUCCAUGAAGCCAUGGAACAGCAGACUAUCUCGAUCGCGAAAGCCGGUAUUCAAGCCACACUCAAUGCCCGCACCAGUAUCCUCGCCGCUGCAAACCCUGUUGGAGGUCGCUACAACCGCAAGACAACCCUACGAGCCAACAUCAACAUGAGCGCCCCUAUCAUGUCUCGUUUCGAUCUCUUCUUCGUCGUCCUCGACGAGUGCAACGAGCAAGUGGACGAGCACCUGGCCAAACACAUCGUCGGUAUCCACCAGCUCAAGGACGAGGCCGUUCAACCGGAAUAUAGCACCGAGCAGCUGCAACGGUAUAUUCGCUUCGCCCGUCUGUUUCAGCCGGUGUUCACCGACGAAGCAAAGAGCUUCCUCGUGCAGAAGUACAAGGAACUCAGAUCAGAUGAUGCGCAGGGCGGUAUUGGACGCAAUUCGUACCGUAUUACUGUGCGACAGCUGGAGUCGUUGAUUCGUUUAAGCGAGGCCAUUGCAAAGGCCAACUGUGUUGACGAGGUCACCCCUCAAUUCGUGGAUGAGGCGUUCAAGCUGUUGCAGCAAAGCAUCAUCUCUGUGGAGAAGGAUGAUGUUGAAUUCGAAGAAGAGGAAGAUACUACGAUGGAUGCAGAUGCGGAACCCGGUGCUGCUAUCCUCACUGAGCAAAUGGAUACUAACGAAGACGGUGGGACGCCUGCUGGCUCAGCACGGGCUUCACAGACACCAGCACCUACGAGGAGAAGGACACAGAUCACGUAUGACGACUACAUUAAGAUCCACAACAUGCUCCUGCGACGAGUCCGCGAUGACGAGAACGAGGCGGAAGAUGGUGUUGAAGAAGAGGAGUUGUUGGUUUGGUACUUGGAACAGAAGGAGGAAGAGAUGGCGAGUCAGGAGGACAUGGAGACUCAGAAGAGUCUGGCGCGCAAAGUGCUGAAGCGAAUGGUCAAAGUGAGCGAUGUACGACAAACUAGAUUUCCGGAGCGUUUGCUGACUUGUGGCUUCAGGACAACGUUCUCAUGCAAAUCCGCGGAGAGGGCCUUGCUGACGACGAAGGACAAGGGCUGGAGCAAGAUAAUAAGGUCAUGUAUGUUGUGCAUCCCAACUGUGCCUUGGGAGAGGAUGCGGCUUGA
Messenger RNA from Lecanosticta acicola, 2991 nucleotides. Lineage: Eukaryota; Fungi; Ascomycota; Dothideomycetes; Mycosphaerellales; Mycosphaerellaceae. The record is from the annotation of a GenBank genome assembly.